AUGGUAAACAUUAAUAAUAUUGUGCAAAUUCUUCUUCUUGUAAGUGCGGUGCUCAUUUCAUUUGCAAUCCCUUCCAUAUCGCAGAAGAAUGGAUGUGGGCAAGCCUCAAGUGCACGGACGAUCCGGACGUGGGAACUCGUAUUUGUUCCUCCACCGGCGGAGGUGGCGGCGGCGGCAGUUGCAAGUCGAGUGGGCAGCUGCGGGGAAGCGACCCGCCUAGAGACAGUUGCAACACGGGAUACUGGAGCGGAGUGUUGCAGUGCCUCCAAGACCUACCCAAAGUUCGACUGCUCUCCCGCCGUCUCCUCCGCCACUCCUGCCAUUCUUACGCUCAACGAUUUCACUGACGGCGGAGACGGAGGCGGGCCAUCGAGCUGUGAAGGAAAGUAUUACAACAACACGGAGAAGGUGGUGGCGCUUUCUACCGGUUGGUUCGACAGCAGCAGGCGGUGCUUGAAGAUGAUUCGAAUCUCAGCUAAUGGGAAGAGUGUAGUUGCGAAAGUGGUGGACGAGUGCGACUCCAGGAACGGAUGCGAUUUCGACCACGGUUAUCAGCCGCCUUGCAGGAAUAGUAUUGUGGAUGCGUCUGCUGUGGUGUGGGAUGCGUUGGGCAUCCGUCAAGACCGUCAAGGAGACGAUUUAUCCGUCACCUGGGCCAUGGCUUGAUUAACAUACAACGCCCGUUGAGGAGCUUAUAAUAAAGACGGCUUGUUCAAUAGUGCGUGAUAAUAAAGGAGACAGAUACUCCGUCUAGUUGUACUGAAGCGCUU
Cryptomeria japonica (Japanese cedar) is the source of this 770-nucleotide messenger RNA. Its product is annotated as putative ripening-related protein 1. The transcript is spliced from 2 exons. The record is from RefSeq and is a predicted model, not a curated record. Lineage: Eukaryota; Viridiplantae; Streptophyta; Pinopsida; Cupressales; Cupressaceae. Bases 1 to 666 code for a protein of 221 amino acids.